This is a messenger RNA of Miniopterus natalensis, 2691 nucleotides long. It is a transcript of the gene ALKBH8, whose product is annotated as alkB homolog 8, tRNA methyltransferase. Gene Ontology annotation, molecular function: tRNA (5-carboxymethyluridine(34)-5-O)-methyltransferase activity; 2-oxoglutarate-dependent dioxygenase activity; S-adenosylmethionine-dependent methyltransferase activity. Lineage: Eukaryota; Metazoa; Chordata; Mammalia; Chiroptera; Miniopteridae. The record is from RefSeq and is a predicted model, not a curated record. Gene Ontology annotation, cellular component: nucleus; cytoplasm. Gene Ontology annotation, biological process: tRNA wobble uridine modification; tRNA methylation.
UCACCUAUGGUAAAAUAGCUCACUUCAUAGAGCUAGAGCAUUGGGAUGUUUUGUAGAGCCCCAUAGAAUGCUAUUGGAUGUUCUUGCCUCUUUGUUACCUUCUUUAUUGUCCAUGCAUCUGUUUGUUCUCACUUCUCUUGGUUGGUAAAAGGCCAAGAAAGCAUUUUAAAAAAUUGUUACAUAGAAAUAUUUAUAAACUAUAGAGUAUAUGAAUAGCAUCAUUAUAGCUGUCUCUUCAGGACUCUUAAGGUUGACAUUUUGUAUUUCUUUUUUUUUCAGUAUUGCCAUGGAUAGCAACCAUGAAAAGAAUUGCAAACUCAGUAAAACUGAGAAGAAGUUCUUAAGGAAACAGAUUAAAGCCAGGCAUACUUUGCUGAGACAUGAAGGCAUUGAAACAGUAUCCUGUGCCACUCAGAUCCUGGUCAUUGCCAAUGGUGGUUUGGGUAAUGGCGUGAGUAGGAACCAACUGCUCCCAGUGUUAGAGAAACUCGGACAGGUGGAUGCUCUCUCAAUGCCACCUAAUAAGCCCUACUCAUUUGUAACAUACAAAACUGUAGAAGAAUCCAAGAAAGCCUAUGCUACCCUCAAUGGACAAAAAAUAGUGGAUGAUUUAGGACAAAAGAUCAUUCUGUACUUGAAUUUUGUGGAAAAAGCACAAUGGAAGGAGUUGGGGCUCCAAGCCUUACCUCCAGGCCUCAAAGUAGUGGAAGAAAUUAUUUCUUCUGAGGAUGAGAAACUGCUUUUGGAUAGUGUUAAUUGGACAGAGGAUACGGACAAUCAAAAUUUUCAAAAAUCCUUAAAGCACAGAAGAGUGAAGCAUUUUGGUUAUGAAUUCCACUAUGAAAAUAACAAUGUAGAUAAAGAUAAGCCAUUAUCUGGGGGUCUUCCUGACAUUUGUGAUAGCAUUUUGGAGAAAUGGUUGAAGGAAGGGUUCAUUAGACAUAAACCUGAUCAGUUGACUGUGAACCAGUAUGAACCUGGGCAUGGAAUUCCUCCUCAUAUUGACACACAUUCUGCUUUUGAAGAUGAGAUCAUUUCUCUCAGUUUGGGGUCAGAGAUCGUCAUGGAUUUUAAACAUCCAGAUGGGGUCACAGUGCCAGUCAUGUUGCCUCGUCGGAGUUUGCUGGUGAUGACAGGAGAAUCUAGAUACCUUUGGACUCAUGGAAUAACGCCCAGAAAAUUUGAUACUGUUCAAGCAUCCAAGGGUCACAAAAGUGGAGUUAUCAUUGGUGAUGUUGGAGACUUAACUUUAAGCAAGAGGGGAAUACGGACAUCAUUUACAUUUAGGAAAGUGAGGCAAACACCUUGUAACUGUGGUUACCCUUUGGUCUGUGACAGCCAGAUGAAGGAGACGACUCCUUCAUUCCCAGCGAGCGAUAAAGAAGCCUCACGGUUGGAGCAAGAGUAUGUGCAUCGAGUCUACGAAGAGAUCGCUGGGCACUUCAGCAGCACGAGACAUUCUCCGUGGCCACACAUUGUGGAGUUUUUGAAAGCUUUGCCAAGUGGUUCGCUAGUGGCUGAUAUUGGAUGUGGAAAUGGAAAGUACCUUGGCAUAAAUAAGGAGUUAUAUAUGAUUGGCUGUGAUCGUAGCCACAACCUUGUGGACAUUUGUAGAGAGAGGCAGUUUCCGGCCUUUGUCUGUGAUGCGUUGGCAGUGCCGGUCCGCAGUGGGUCCUGUGACGCCUGCAUCUCCAUUGCUGUUAUUCACCAUUUUGCGACAGCAGAGCGCAGAGUGGCAGCUCUUCAAGAACUUGUCCGGCUCCUGAGACCUGGUGGGAAGGCACUUAUUUAUGUUUGGGCGAUGGAACAAGAGUAUAAUAAGAAGAAGUCCAAGUAUCUCAGAGAAAACAGAAGUGGCCAAGGAAAGAAAGAGAGCAACAGUGAUCCAUCAGAGCAGGAGCUCUUUGUGGAGCGAGUGCCUGACACAGGCCAUCAAGACUCAGCAUGUUCUGUGCCCUCCGUUAAUGACUGUCAGAAGGAAAGAUGUAAUUCAAGCAAAGUUGCUAAUUCCAAGCUGCCUAUUCACACUAACAGGACUUCUUUUCAUUCUCAAGACUUACUGGUUCCCUGGCACCUUAAGGGAAGCUCUAGUAAAGAAAAACCUACUGAGCCUCUUGGUCCAUUAGGAACCCAUGACUCAAGUCCUGUGUUUCAUCGUUACUACCACGUGUUCUGUGAGGGAGAAUUGGAAGCUGCCUGCCAGACUUUGAGUAAUGUCAACAUUCUGCAAAGCUACUAUGAUCAGGGGAACUGGUGUGUGAUUCUUCAAAAGGUCUGAUUAUCUCUGAACAUACCAUAUACAGGAAAGAAAUGCUCAGCUUUUUUUUUUAAAGCGGACUAAAUUAACUGUUUUUUUAGUUAAAGAGAAAACUUGUGGUAGAGUACCAAAGGAGUGCACCUGAGAGAAAUUUGGAGUAGAGAUUAGUUGGGAAACAUUUAGUCUAACUACUAUUGCUGACCUUGUUUUAUCCAUAAAUGUAGGCUUCUAUAGGGAGGAACAGGGGUGGUUUUUUAAAGUGAUUGAAGUAGUUUGUGAUGUAGUUAGGAUCCUGGGGUAAGUGUACAGCAUUUUGAAGAUAAAAUUUUGUUAUAAAAUGUUACUAAAUGAAUUGAAUUAUGUAGAAUCAUAGUGAAGAAAUUGUACAACACUUUAAUAAAGAAAAUUCCUAUUUAGUAGAAAAUUACCUGAAA